AUGGAAGAGUUCGAUCUCCAGUUAUGCUUAGAUGGAAGCUCUUCCACGUUCAAUCUAGAGAAGGUAGUCUGCAACCAUGGAUUCUUCAUGAUGGCUCCAAAUCAGUGGAUUCCUUCCACCAAGACGUUGCGGCGGCCUCUCCGUCUUGCGGAUCUGUCAUCCUCCGUUGAGGAACAAGUGACUCGGAUGUUAAGGUUGUUGGAAAGGGACGAGCACAACGUGAAUGAGUUCCAUAAAGUGCAUCCGGAAGCGAAGGAUAAAGGAUUCGGUAGAGUUUUUCGUUCUCCUUCGCUCUUCGAAGAUGUGGUCAAAUCUAUACUCCUUUGCAACUGCCAGUGGAAAAGGACCCUAGAGAUGGCCCAAGCUUUAUGUGCACUUCAGCUGGAGUUAAGCACUCGAGGCUCUAAGGGAAAGAAACGAAGACGUGAGAAGGAUGGAGCACUACCGAUUCCUGCAGAGACUGAAGGCAAAGAAGUUGACCUUGGGAACUUUCCGAGCCCCAAGGAACUCGCUAAUCUCGAGGCGGACUACUUACAGACCGAGUGCAAUCUUGGGUACCGGAGCAAAUACAUUGUCAAGCUUGCCAGGGAAAUAGAGGAGGGGAAGCGCAAGAUUGACGAAUACGAGGGAGUGCAGGACGCUGCAUCAUGCAGGAUAUUGAUCCAACGCAUAAGUGGGGUCGGACCUUUCGUGCGGGCUAGCAUUUUGAUGUGCCUCGGCUUUUAUGAUGAGGUUCCGUGGGAUAGCGAAACAAUCAAAUUGUUAAAGCAUGUACACGCAAGGGAAAGAUGCACCAAAAAGACUAUUAAGAGGGACCUAAAGGAGAUCUAUGAUAAAUAUGCACCCUUCCAAUGUUUGGCUUAUUGGUUGGACCUGUUGGAGUUUUACGAGAGGAAGUUUGGGAAGCUGAGCGAAUUGUCGCACACCAUGUAUCACACAGUAGCCAGCAGUACGCAAAUAAGAGAAUCCAACCACCCACCCGCAAUCUAA
Molecule: messenger RNA, 990 nt
Organism: Rhodamnia argentea
Lineage: Eukaryota; Viridiplantae; Streptophyta; Magnoliopsida; Myrtales; Myrtaceae
Exons: 6
Coding region: 1-990 (329 amino acids)
Biological process (GO): base-excision repair; base-excision repair, AP site formation
Cellular component (GO): nucleus
Molecular function (GO): 8-oxo-7,8-dihydroguanine DNA N-glycosylase activity
Source: RefSeq, a predicted model, not a curated record